Messenger RNA from Fonticula alba, 451 nucleotides. RefSeq lists its product as hypothetical. The transcript has 2 exons. Lineage: Eukaryota; Rotosphaerida; Fonticulaceae. The coding region runs from base 59 to 325 and encodes 88 amino acids. The record is from RefSeq and is a predicted model, not a curated record.
CACACACACACACACAUACACAUCCCCCCCUCUCCCCUCUCCCCGACACGCCGCCCCGAUGGAGAUCCAGAGCUCCGCCUCGCUCCCCUCCUACCAGGACCUCUCCUGGCGACUGGAUAUCAAGACUGCCUCGCGCUCCAUCCGCGGGCAGAUGACCCCGGUCUUUGUGUUGAUGUUUGUCCUGGACAAGCCGGACGGCACCACCGAAACCCGGGUUGUCGAGGCCGAUCCCAACACCAUCGGCCACCUGGCCCAGACCCUGGAGCUGGCCCUGCGGGAGUCCUCCUCGGCCCACUCGCGCCGUGUCACCCGCAACAUCCACUAGAGCGAUCCUCCUCCGGUGGCGGAGAGGCCCGACGCGUCGCGCCGACCACGCCCGGCCCCUCCUCUCCCACUGCCGGCAUCCCUCGCCCCACAAAACAUGCCACAAUAAAUCACACAAAAGCUCCGA